AUGGACAAGUCAAUCAAGACUUGUGAGAGGUGCGGUGGACCGACAGGCACCAACGUUGUCCUCUGCAUACUAUGCGUGGAACGCAUUUGCGCCGGCCCUCUUUGCGCCGGCCCUCCCACAGGUUCAAUGCCUCCGAAGACCGGCAAAAGCAGUUUCAGAGGCGCAUAUGACCCUUUCCCGACAGCUUCUGGGUCUGGUUAUAGCCAUGAGCCCGACCCAGACCCCAUAACACCACCCGAUAUAGCGGCAAGUAAAGGCCCCAAAGCCUGCACGAUAUGCAAUACACCGCUCGAACACGAUACGUACGACUAUUGUACCACGUGCGCCCAGCUUCUUAAAGAUACCGCCGAGCCGAAUUUUGAGCCACAAACGACCGGUGAAAGCAGCGCCAGUGGCGCACGUCGAACUACAAUUGGCGGAGGCAGUUCCUAUGAUGGAUAUAAUGCUUAUCAGACCGGUUCUAGCUCUACUGCCAGCCGCCCGACGAGUUUUCCGCCGCGAAUGACUGACUCCAGAAGUACUGGAAAUGCAUAUAGAACUGAUGCGGAACUGAUGCCGCCUCCACCUCUGCCUGUGCCCCGCGGGCCUGGCGGCUCUCGCCCAGACGCAGCCUCCAGCAUUGGCUCAUGGGCCCUACUGACAGCUGAAGAUCAUGCCCUGAUCGCCAGGGGUCAGACGCCCGAGCAUAGAGCCGAUGUAGAAAGCGUCAUCAGAAAUAUCAAGGAGAUCGAGGAAAAUGUACGUCGCAGUCAAGCUCGUCGCGAAGCGAGAGAAGCCGAAGACGAAGACGAGGACUGA
Messenger RNA from Ilyonectria robusta, 798 nucleotides. RefSeq lists its product as uncharacterized. NCBI's taxonomy places the organism in Eukaryota, Fungi, Ascomycota, Sordariomycetes, Hypocreales, Nectriaceae. Bases 1 to 798 code for a protein of 265 amino acids. The record is from RefSeq and is a predicted model, not a curated record. The transcript has a single exon.